Messenger RNA from Branchiostoma belcheri (Belcher's lancelet), 1650 nucleotides. RefSeq names its product dipeptidyl peptidase 2-like. Gene Ontology annotation, molecular function: serine-type exopeptidase activity; dipeptidyl-peptidase activity. The transcript is spliced from 11 exons. Lineage: Eukaryota; Metazoa; Chordata; Leptocardii; Amphioxiformes; Branchiostomatidae. Gene Ontology annotation, biological process: proteolysis. Bases 126 to 1610 code for a protein of 494 amino acids. Gene Ontology annotation, cellular component: vesicle. The record is from RefSeq and is a predicted model, not a curated record.
UCCCCCCCCUCUCAAUAGCGUUUGUUUUCCAAUAAUGUUUUCCAAAAAAUGAUGAGACACAAAAAGUACAGAAUAAUAACCAGGAUGAAAAGUUCAAAACCUGUGGAGUAAAAGUCAAGCGCAAAAUGGCGACAGUAGACGUGGUAACUGUAAGACGUUCAGUUGUUUAUUUCGCUGUUACUCUCCUGUUUGUGACGGUUUCCUGUGUUUCUGUAACGCGGGAUCCUCCGUACGAGACGCGCUACUUCCACCAGUAUCUGGACCACUUCAACUUCGCUAGCCGUGGCGCAGGGACAUUCAAGGAGAGGGUACUUGUUUCUGAUGCAUUCUGGAGAUCCGGAGGUCCUAUCUUUUUCUACACUGGGAACGAGGGACCCAUCACGAGACUGUGGAACGAGAUCGGGUUCAUGAAGGAUCUGGCAGAGCAGUUUGAGGCUCUGAUCGUCUUUGCAGAACAUCGGUACUAUGGAGAAUCUCUACCUUUUGGAGAGAAUACCAUCUCCCAGGAGAACAUGGGCCUGUUGACAGUGGAGCAGGCGCUGGCGGACUAUGCAGUUCUCAUCACCAACCUCACAGUUUCCUACUGUCAGGACCCGGAUGUGUGUCCCGUCAUCGCUUUCGGUGGCAGUUACGGCGGGGUCCUGAGCACCUUCUUGAGGCUGAAGUACCCUAACCUGGUGGCCGGGGCUCUCGCCUCCAGCGCGAAUGUGUACAUGUCCGCUGGUCUCACACCAGGGAACCAGCUCUUCCAGGACGUCACUGAGGAUUUCCGCAGGUACAACCCCAGGUGUCCGGACCGGGUCCGGGAAGGGUUCGCUGAGAUGGAACGACUGGCCGGUCAGGGAGAACAAGGCCUACAUGAGAUAUCUACCAGAAUGAAACUAUGUUCCUCUCUACAAGACCAUGCCGACCUCGUGAACAUGUACCGCUGGGUGCGGGAGGCCUUUACCGUGCUAGCCAUGGAAGACCUCCCCUACGCUAUAUCUAAUGGACCGUUCCUACCAGCAUACCCCGUCAACGCUUCCUGUAAUCUGCUGUUGAAGGCCACAGACGGAAUAGAGGAGAUCUUGCAGGCCGUUGGCAUGCUGUACAACUUCACGUCCAACCUGAGCUGUUUUGACCUCCAUGAAGAUUUCGUGCCGUGUGCAGACCCGACUGGCUGUUCCCUGAUGCCGGGUGCAAAAGCCUGGGACUACCAGACGUGUACAGAGAUCAGCCUGCUGGAGAGUACAGAUAACGUUACGGACAUGUUUCCGCCUGACGCCUUCACGGAGGAGACCAGGGCCGCACACUGUCGGGAGCGGUGGGGCGUUACUCCCAGGCCCGGCUGGCUAGCCACGCAGUUCUGGGGGAAAGACCUCAAGGCGUCCAGUAAUAUCAUCUUCUCAAACGGUGAUCUUGACCCCUGGCGGAGAGGUGGAGUACUGCAAAACGUGUCGUCUUCCAUCGUGGCCUUGGAAAUCCAAGGUGGAGCUCACAUAAUGGACCUUAGGGCCCCAAAUGCCACUGACCCACUGUCUGUGAUCCGGGUUCGACAACAAGAAGCACAUCUGAUUGGGCAAUGGAUCAGUGAGGCAACCAAUCAGAAGGAAGCAAGUGGAAAUGGAUAAACUAACCGAGUAUCUUUUUGUUGCAAAAAACAGUACUAUG